GCCCUGGGCUGCUGCCUGGAAAGCUGGGACCACCUCACGCCAUGGAAGCCAACCACGCCACCCCAUCCCCUGCACUGACAACGGCUGCUGGAGAAAACGUGUGUGAGGAACCCCGUCACCAUCUAUGUGCUCAACCUGGCCGUGGCUGACUUCACCUUCCUGCUCUUCAUGCUCACCUACACCCUGCUCUACUUCCUGAAAGACCUCUCCUGCUUCAUGCUGCCCAUCUCAGUAAGGCACCUUGUAUCACUCCUCCUGCUCUCCCUAUUUGCCCACAACAUGGGCAUGUAUCUGCUGGCGGCUGUCAGCAUCGAGAGGUGUGUGUCCAUCCUGUGCCCACUCUGGUACCGCUGCCGCCGCCCCCAGCACCUCUCAGCCGUGGUGUGUGCCCUGCUAUGGGUGCUCUCCAUCACUGUCAUCACCACCGUGACAUCCCUGUGCCAGUCCCACCAGCAUGAGCAGUGCCGUCUGGCACUCAUUGCCAUGUACGUCCUCAACUUCCUCCUUUUUGCCCCAUCCAUGGUCAUUUCCAACAUCAUCCUGCUCAUCAAGGUGCUGUGCAGCUCCAUGCAGCGCCAGCACAGGAGGCUCUACAUUGUCAUCUUCCUCACAGUCCUCUUCUUCCUCCUCUUUGGGGUCCCCCUCAGCAUCUGGAAUUUCAUGCAGCAUUUCAGCUUUGACCCACCUGGGCAUCACCAGGUGUUUUUCCUGCUCGCCUGCAUCAACAGCAGCAUCAAUCCCUUCAUCUAUGUGCUGGUGGGCAUUGGCAAGAGGCACUGCUCGUUGGCAUCCCUCCAGGUUGCCUUCCAGAGGGUCUUCGAGGAGACUGGGGUCACUGUGAUCUCUGCCUGAGAGCCCAAUAUGAUUGUGCUGUCCCAGCUGCAUGCCCACAUCCACAUGGCCAGGCCUGGUAUAUCACCCUCCCAUGGCUGUGUGCCAUUAUGUAUUCUUGCAUGGUCAUUAUUUUACCCCAUCCCUGUCAUCCCAUUCCUAUCCCUCUCACAGUCCCAAUCCUUUACCUGCCACCAUGUCUGUCUCUCCAUCUUCAUCCCCAUCUCCACCCCAUUAUUGUCCCUGUGCAGUCAUGUACUGCCCCAUUCCCUCCUCUCCCAAUUCCCAUCCCCAUCUCAGUAUUUGUCCCUUCCUCACUAUCUCACCCCUUCCCACCCCGUUCCCCAUCCUGUCCCCAUCCUCACCUUCAUCUCAUCUCAUCCUCUCCAAUUCUCAUCCUCUUCCCACCCCAUCCUAUCUCUACGCGCACCCCCAUCCCAUCCAACAGCCAUGCUUGUACCGACCCCGGUUCCUGUCCUACUCAUUCCCAUCCCGAUCCACGUUCCAUCCCAUCCCAUCCUCACCCCCGUACCCAUCCCGAUCUAACUCCCAUGCCUACCCUACCCUCACCCCCACCGCCGUCUCAUCCCCACCCCUUCCACAUCCCCCCCGGUCCCUUUCCGUCCCCUCGUUCUCUAGCCCCAGCCGAUGCGGAGCGCGGGGCUCUGCUGCCCUCCAGCGUGGAAAGUGGAGAACGCUGCUGCCCGUCAGCAGUCCCGAGGAAUACCGACCGCAUCGCGGCUCUCUGCGGAGGAUCUGCCGCCUCCGGGUCCCGCUCCGCUGCGGGCAUCUCCGGCUCUGCCCCCCAAAUAAAGCUGUUGCUCUGUCA
Coturnix japonica (Japanese quail) is the source of this 1660-nucleotide messenger RNA. The record is from RefSeq and is a predicted model, not a curated record. NCBI's taxonomy places the organism in Eukaryota, Metazoa, Chordata, Aves, Galliformes, Phasianidae.